UUUUUAGUGCUGAAUUUCUAUUUUCUAGAUUUUAUUUUUGAACAGCUAGAUGAAAUGGUUUAAAAAAAAAAAAACAUGAAACUCAUAAUCAUUGCGUUUAUAAUUUGACCUGAUAGACUUGUAAACAAAUUAACUGGUGAUCAGUUUGAACACACUAAAAUCAAUGCCGUCAUAGAUAAAAGCUCAACAUUAUACAUGUAUCUUUAUCAGACAAUAGCAUUUGAAAUGAAUAAAAGAAAAGGCAUAGUGCAUUUUGUCCAUGUUUAUUUGUAUUUAUUAUAAGUUACGGUAAUGGCAAGAGCCCUGUGUUAUUCUGGUAUGACAAAAGCGUCAUCCAGUAGAUAAACUUUAACACAACCCGUGACAAACUGUCCUGAGGUUUAUUUCAAUGAUUGUAAAGUUUUCAUUACUCAGGGACAAUCACCAGAGAUGAUUUUUUUUUGGUAGUUUUUAAAAAGACCAGUGUUUCUUAACAUUAAUGAGUUGCUGCCAGACAAGUGGAUAUUCCAUACAGGAAUAAGUACCGAGGGGAAACACCCUUUGAGAUACUACCGCCGAGAGUUGCACACAACUUCUCCAUGUGGUUUCUCUCUACACUAGUUUGACUUAAAUGUCCAUGCAUAUGCAAACCUCAUGAUACAGAAGGAGAGUACCAAGACUGCCCCCAGAGGCACCUACUUAGAGAUGACAGCAACUAUGACAGAGUCACCUGUUUUCAUGGUGAGCAGUCAUAUUACGCAUGUCUGACAUACAGAGGGAAUCCAAAACGUCACAAACUCAAACCACAACUUCAGAAUCUUUCCAUCCGGGUGGCACUAUUAGCUCUGUGCAUGCAGUGCUUAAUAUACCGUGACUGAUUGUUUUGCUCAAAUCUUUGCAAAUAUAGAGUUCUUUUUAUAGGCUAAAUAAAUAAAGGAGCCAAACUACAUCUUAAGGGACUAAAGGUUGAAGUACCACACUCCUGCUAUGAAUACAAAUACAAAAUGACAUAGUUAAAUGUACAUGUCAUUUUUAAUGCUAUUUGUGAUAAUAAAAGUUAAUAUAAAUUACACAAGUGUGAACACACACAAACACACAAAAAUAAAUAGGCUACAUAAAAAGAGGGGGGGAAAUCACAUAUCACAAAGUAUGUCAUCAUAUCAAAAUUCCAUUCAAGCUGUGUCAGAAUUUUUCCUUGAGAGUAAAACAUGAUGAGCUCUACAAAAGUACCAGCCUAUUUCUUGGGAGGAGCAGCUCGCAUGUAAUGCCUGAUUUUGGAAAAAAAAAAUCCCCCGCAUGUAUGAAGCAUGUUUAACCAUUUCUCUUCCUGGCAGUCUCCUCCCUUACGAUUCUGUCUCAUAAAUAAGAGCACAAGAUGAACCCAAAAUGUGCGUUUUUCUCUUGUUUGCUCUUCAGCAAGAUCCGAACAAGAUUCCUCUUCUUAGAGGUCAGAGAGACUGAUUCUCCAUCCACUGAACCAGCAGCAUCUCCACCCCAGCAGACCUGCACUCUACUCUGAAGAUGACAGCAACUUUGACUCGUCGGCCUCUCCCCCUGUUCACUCUGGUCCUGUUAUCACUCUUCAGCAUCGCCACCUGCAGCCCCAUGUGCAUCGACCGUUGCUGUCGUUUCGUGGAGGGCUUUCAUGUCCGGCUAAAGCAGCUCAGACAAGACUACUCGCAGAUCAGAGACUUUUAUGUAAGUAGAAACACCACAUUUACCUCUGCAAGUGCAGCAGCAUUUGGGAGGACUUCCAAUACUUUUAGAUGAUUUUGCAUUGCGCCUCGGUCAGCCAGGUUGCGCAGCAUACUAAGCACAAGAUUUCUUUGUGAUUGCAGGAAGCAAACGAUGACUUGGAUACAGCGCUGCUCGACCAAAGCGUUGAAGACUCCUUCAAAGUAAGUCCAGAUAUAUAUCAGUAAAUCUAGCACGCCACAAAACACGAAACGACCUGAUUUGACCGGAUUGUUCUUCACCUCUUUAGAGCCAGUUUGCUUGUAACGCCAUGAACAACAUAUUGGACUUCUACCUCGGCACGGUGCUGCCCACUGCGCUGUCCGAAGUGACCGACGAGACCAGGAACCUGAAGCCACACAUGGAGUCCAUACAGCAGAUUUUCGACGAGCUCAAGGGUGAUGUCACGCGCUGUGUGAGUAGCCGAAAACACGUGUUAAUACUCCCACGGAAUCGAAAUGUCAAUACGCACCCACGGUGCACAGCGGUGAAGGUAGUAGCAGUCCAUGCGAGAGAUUGAGAAGUGUAGUAUUCGAUUAUGUGUUACUGGUGACAAGACAGCGGACAUUGCUAUUCUUUGGUUAAAAUUAAAACCAAAUCUGAUACCAAACUGGUUAUCGGCGCCUACUGCUGUGGUCCAUCGGAUUACUUAAAGUCGAAAUCCUUUUCUUCCUUUUUUGUGAUGUAAGUACAUUACAUAAAGAGUCAAAAUAUUCUUUCGAGGUCAAUUAUCGAGCGAGACAGAGGAGGGAAGAGUUGGUCAUGGCUCAUGUGAUAGAUCAUAAUAAUGCAUUAGUCAGUGAUUUGUAAAGCAGUGGGCUAAACCAUCAUCCAUGUAUUGGAAAGGAGAAGAAGUGCUUUUUUUCCAGACAGGGAACUCUAUAACCUACCACUUACAAACUAUAUGGAUGUUUAGAUAUUUGUGGACCUAAAUCUCAAUUGAAAUGAGACGAGGUUUUAACAUUAUCUUUUUUAUCAUAUAACAGCGACAUUACUUCUCCUGCAAGACCCAUUUUGACAUCAAAACGCUAAACUCUACAUACACUCAGGUGAGUACCAUGACUUGAUCUUUUAGGGUUUAAAUACAGCAUUUUCAAUUAUGCUUGUAUCAUGACAGAUGAUGUGAAUAAACUGACCCUUGUGUGUCCACAGAUGCAAAGCAAAGGUCUGUACAAGGCCAUGGGCGAGUUGGACCUGCUGUUUAACUACAUCGAAGCAUAUUUGGCUUCUAAACGACACAGAAAUCGUGUGGCAUCUUCAUGAAGACCCGACCAACCCUCAUCAAAAUGUGACCUUUCACCUCUCAGGAAGAAGAAACAUUAAUGAUCAUGUAAUUUUAUAUCUGAUCCGUUACUUUCAUCAGCUCAGAGUCUUAUAUUUCAACUUUUUUUGACUGCAUUCUGCUGUUCUGACGGUUGUUUACUUUUUUGUCCUGGGGACAAAUUUCUGUGUUAUGACCAUAUUGAGUCCUACCAAAGAGAUGCAAUGACUGAAACUGUCACCAGAGAAACUGAUAUUUAUUUUUUUAAAUCAUAUAUUUUUUUAAAUUAUUAUCUUUAUUUAUGUUCAUUUUUGUAUUGUUGCAGUUGAAUAAAUGUUGAACUUAAA
Messenger RNA from Xyrichtys novacula (pearly razorfish), 3321 nucleotides. The record is from the annotation of a GenBank genome assembly. Lineage: Eukaryota; Metazoa; Chordata; Actinopteri; Labriformes; Labridae.